GCUGUCGAAUAGUGCUUUUGAGUUUUGACACACUUACACGAAUUUAGAAUUUAUUCGCAGUUACAGUCCAAGGCUACUUUUUCUUUGGCAGCUUCACCUUCCUAUUUUGGAAACCCUCUUCACUGCUCUCCACCUUUUUCUCUUUUCUGUGUAUCACUUUGCCUUUCCUCUCAACUCUAUUAAUAUCAUAUCAGUGCUUAGCAAAGAAGAUCCAAACCAGAAGCAGUUGUAGUAGCUAGGUUAGUUGUCAAUUCUGAUCGAUCUCCAGAUGGGUCGUGGAAAAAUUGAGAUAAAGUUGAUUGAGAACCCCACCAACAGGCAAGUCACCUACUCCAAGCGAAGGAAUGGUAUCUUCAAGAAAGCUCAUGAACUCAGUGUUCUCUGUGAUGCUAAGGUUUCACUCAUCAUGUUCUCCAAAAACAACAAGAUGCAUGAAUACAUUAGCCCUGGCCUUACGACAAAAAAGAUCAUUGAUCAGUAUCAGAAGACUUUGGGGGAUAUCGAUCUGUGGCGCUCUCACUAUGAGAAAAUGCUUGAAAACUUGAAGAAGCUGAAAGAUAUUAACAACAAACUGAGGAGACAGAUCAGGCAUAGGAUUGGUGAGGGUUUGGAUUUGGACGACCUGAGCUUCCAGCAACUGCGAACUCUUGAAGAGGAUAUGGUUGCUUCCAUAGGCAAAAUACGCGAAAGAAAGUUCCACGUGAUCAAAACUCGGACUGAUACCUGUAAGAAAAAGGUUAAAAGCUUGGAGCAAAUGAAUGGGAAUCUCCUGCUUGAACUUGAAAAGUGUGUGAUCCAUCCACAAUUUAUUUUGCACGAUGAAGGAGACGAGGAAUCAGCAGUUGCACUGGCCAACGGCGCCUCCACCUUGUAUGCAUUCUGUCAGCACCAUACUCAUCUGAAUCUUCCCCACCAUGCAGAAGCACUUCCACAACAACAACAACCCUUCAAAACUCACGAUCUGCGCCUUGCUUGAGUUCACUAAACUGCAACUAUUAAUUAUCAAUGUAAAUUACUUAACUACCUAUCCCUUGCUAUUUAUGCUUUCUCUUACUAUUCCAUUUGGACCUGUUAAACCCAAACUUCUCUACCUUAGCUACCUAGUGGCUAAGCUUAUAUAUAGUGUUUGCCAAGACUGUGUUCUCAAAAACACAGACUGUAUUUUAUUUGUUACAAGUUUUCAUUGAGUGAGUGACGACUAUGUUAUAUUAA
Molecule: messenger RNA, 1212 nt
Organism: Cajanus cajan (pigeon pea)
Lineage: Eukaryota; Viridiplantae; Streptophyta; Magnoliopsida; Fabales; Fabaceae
Product: agamous-like MADS-box protein TM6
Biological process (GO): positive regulation of transcription by RNA polymerase II
Cellular component (GO): nucleus
Molecular function (GO): RNA polymerase II transcription regulatory region sequence-specific DNA binding; protein dimerization activity; DNA-binding transcription factor activity
Source: RefSeq, a predicted model, not a curated record